GGCAACAUGUGUACACCAAAAUGUGAACUGUUAAAUUUUUUAUUGCGUUACCUCUGAAAUAAUAAAGCUGAAAUAUUUACAGACGCAUUCAUUUUUACGAUUUUAUUGACAGAACUAAAAAUGUUUUUUUUUGAAAAACUUAUUAUAUUAAAGUUUAAAUUAAAUUUAAAAAACAUUUGAAACGGAAAUUACCUGUACUACAAAAUAACAAAGCAAGCAAAAGAAAGCAAAUAAAAUAUGAAAUGAAAUGAUGAGAUGAUCUUUCAUUCGACAACAAUGCCAAAUAAAUAGCAAAAAAAUUUCUUACUCACGCCUUUGUUCAUGAUAAUUCGGUAACUUUUUCAAAUAGAAUUUAAAACAUUGUUAAUUUUUCAAAUGAAUCAGAUUACAAAUACUACUAACAAAACGGAUUACUUGACCAUACCAGGAUAUUUUUUAAGACAGCUGUUGUAGCUGCAGAAAGUUGAUGGUUUGCUGAGUUUUGACCUGGACUGUCUGGCUUACAAGAAGGAGCACUUGCCAUUGAAAAACAGACCAGAACUUGGAAAAUCCUUAAAAGACAUCGUAGACUUGUCUAACAACAAGAAAGUUCUCAGCAUGAAAUUGGUCAUGAAGCGUGUGAAGGGGCGCGUGCAACAAUUCGGGACGGUGUUGAGCACCAACCGUUUUUGUGGGCUGAAUUUUUUCUAAAUCGUUUACGUGGUUUUUUUUAUAACAUUUUCAAGAAUGUUAACAUUAUAUGAAUUUGUUUUAUUAGUUUCAAGAUUAUACAACUUAUCAACGUAAAAUACAUUGGGAAGAUUUGUGGCUGUCUGGCCAAGGAUCUUUUCAGGACCUCAGAGCAUGGAACUCUGAAUUUUGAAUCGGCUGCAGUUUUGUUUUGUCUCACUUGUUCUAAAAUUAUCGGUACAUGGUUAUUUUGAAUGGUCGGCAAACAAUCGAGAAAGCAUUUGUUGGUAAGGCGUUGGCAUUUUCUAGUCGCCCUUCAUUCUACUUCACCUCUCUUUACAAUCCCGGCCAAAAAGGGUUUUCUGAACAUCCGUACAACGAAACGUUCAAAAAGUACCACAAAGUUUGCCUAAAUGUUUUCAAAAAGUUUGGAUUAGGACAGGAAAUGAUGGAAUCAAGAGUGAAAGCAGAGGUAGAACAUCUCGUUCAAAGAAUAAAACUCAGAAAGAGUCAACCGUUCUAUCCAUCUGUAGACGUUUCAGCUACUUUUUUCAACGUGAUUAGCAGCAUUCUGUUUGGCAAACGAUGGUCCAUCGAUGAUCCGGAGUUUCUCCACAUCAUUGAUAUAUCAAAUAUAAUCACGCGAACACUUACUCUAAACAUUUUUCCAGUUUUGAGAUUUGUUCCAUAUUUCAAAGGUCAACUGAAAGAGUUUGUCGAAGGCAUGAAAAUGUGGGACCAAUUUUUAGAGAGAAAAAUUCAUUCAAUUAUAAACGGCACAAACGGCGAAACGUUCAGUAGUAAAUUUGAAGAGGAGUUGAAACUUAUUUGUGAUGACUCGACUAUGAGCACAUUAGUUGACGAAGAGCAACACAGAUUAAUGAUACUUGACUUGGCAACGGCGGGCACAGAAACUUUGGCAAACACGGUUCUCUGGUUUUUGUAUUUCAUGGCCAAUCACCAAGACGUGCAAAAGCAAAUGAGAGAUGAACUGGACAGAGUGGUUGGUUUCAAAAGAUACCCAUCACUUGAAGAUAAACCAAAGUUACUCAUAACGGAAGCUUGUACUUUGGAGGUGAUGAGAAUUAAAACACUUGUACCAACGGGCGUUCCUCGAAUGACUUUGAGUGAUGUUGUCGUUGAUGGGGUGCUCAUUCCCAAAAAUGUCACAGUCCUGGCAAAUUUGUACAGCGCUCACAUGGAUCCUGAUGUUUGGGAUGAACCAGAAAAGUUUAAGAUUGAGAGAUUUCUGAAUGAGGACCGAACCGAAAUUGUUAACAAAGGUCAUGUUAUUCCUUUUUCUAUCGGCAAACGAUCCUGUCUUGGAGAACCACUGGCCCGCCAUGAAUUGUUUUUUGUGGUUUCCGCACUUAUUCAGCAGUUUCAAAUCCUGCCACCAGAAGGCCAGGACACGGUUGUUGCCAAUGAAAUUUACGGAGUAUCCAUAUCUCCCAGUGCUUUCAACAUCAGAUUUGUUGAGAGGACUCACGAUGAAUGAAAAGAUUGCUAAAUUUUUCUCAAAUAAUUUACAGACGACAAUCAACCAACUAGGAUGAAUAUUGCUUGAAACAUAACAUUUUCAUAAUUUUCGAAGCGAUUUGAAUUUUAAAUUAUUACUAUUAUUAGUGACUAGAAUGUUACAUAUUAGAGUAACUUGGUGUGUUGAACGCUAAAUUAAAUAUUUUUAUAAAAUAUAUGAUUGCCGGAAAAUAAAAAACACUAUAUUUUAUAGCUACAUUUGGCAUUCCAUUAACUUACAGUUACACUUCAUUAACUUAUUAAAACAAA
Molecule: messenger RNA, 2457 nt
Organism: Helobdella robusta
Lineage: Eukaryota; Metazoa; Annelida; Clitellata; Rhynchobdellida; Glossiphoniidae
Exons: 7
Coding region: 911-2167 (418 amino acids)
Biological process (GO): xenobiotic metabolic process
Cellular component (GO): cytoplasm; intracellular membrane-bounded organelle
Molecular function (GO): heme binding; iron ion binding; oxidoreductase activity, acting on paired donors, with incorporation or reduction of molecular oxygen, reduced flavin or flavoprotein as one donor, and incorporation of one atom of oxygen
Source: RefSeq, a predicted model, not a curated record